Molecule: messenger RNA, 324 nt
Organism: Pseudozyma hubeiensis SY62
Lineage: Eukaryota; Fungi; Basidiomycota; Ustilaginomycetes; Ustilaginales; Ustilaginaceae
Product: 40S ribosomal protein S13
Exons: 1
Coding region: 1-324 (107 amino acids)
Biological process (GO): translation
Cellular component (GO): cytosolic small ribosomal subunit; nucleolus; ribosome
Molecular function (GO): structural constituent of ribosome; small ribosomal subunit rRNA binding
Source: RefSeq, a predicted model, not a curated record
AUGACCCCUUCGCAGAUCGGUGUUCAGCUGCGUGACUCGCAGGGUAUUGCCCAGGUGCGUUUCGUCACUGGUAACAAGAUUCUCCGUAUCCUCAAGUCGCAGGGUCUUGCUCCUCAGAUCCCCGAGGACCUGUACCACCUCAUCAAGAAGGCCGUCUCGGUGCGAAAGCACCUCGAGCGCAACCGCAAGGACAUGGACUCCAAGUUCCGUCUCAUUCUCAUCGAGUCGCGUAUCCACCGUCUUGCCCGUUACUACAAGACCAAGGGUGCCGUCGCCCCCACCUUCAAGUACGAGGCCGCCACCGCUUCCACCCUCGUUGCUUAA